Messenger RNA from Glycine soja, 1950 nucleotides. RefSeq names its product membrane-bound transcription factor site-2 protease homolog. The transcript has 10 exons. The coding region runs from base 153 to 1772 and encodes 539 amino acids. Gene Ontology annotation, biological process: regulation of response to endoplasmic reticulum stress; membrane protein intracellular domain proteolysis. Gene Ontology annotation, cellular component: cytoplasm; membrane. The record is from RefSeq and is a predicted model, not a curated record. NCBI's taxonomy places the organism in Eukaryota, Viridiplantae, Streptophyta, Magnoliopsida, Fabales, Fabaceae. Gene Ontology annotation, molecular function: metalloendopeptidase activity; protein binding.
AAAAUUGUGAUUCCAUUAUAUUGUGGGGGAAUAGCAACCCCCUACCUUGUGCGUGUUUGCUCCGGGGACUCACAGGUCACAACCUCCACAUUCCGUGUUCGUUCUUCCAUUUCGGUACAACUGAAAAGUAACACCAUGAUUCAGUUUCAGUGAUGGAAGUCGAAGCUAGGCGAAUCAGGAGGUUUGUGCCUCAGAGGCCCUCACACCGCACUAUUCUCCCGCUUCACGCUUCUUCCUCCUCCCACAAUGUUUCCAACACCAUUUCCUGCUGGUAUUGCGACUACAAAAUCUGCUCGUUUAAUAGACCUCUUUUCCACUUUGGUCGCCGAUACGCCAGGUUUUUGAAAGUGUGGUUUUCGAUUGGGGUUGGGUUUGCCCUCUCUGCUGUACUCGGAGUCACUUUGGUUCUCCUUUGGGAACUAGCCAGAACAUUGCAUCUCUGUGCCGGCAGCAAUAAGCUUGGAAGCUUUGCUAGAUCCUUGCUAUUUGGCAUCCCUCCUUCAGUCCCUGGUUUAAGUUUAUCGCUUGCUGAUACUGGGUAUGCAUGUGUUUCUACCAUCAUAUCUGUCUUCAUGCAUGAAUUGGGUCAUGCAGUUGCUGCCACAAGUGAGGGAAUACAAGUAGAGUACAUUGCCGUCUUCAUUGCGAUUCUAUUUCCUGGUGCUCUGGUUGCCUUCAAUUAUGAAUUUUUGCAGACUUUGCCUCAUUUGACUGCCCUGCGUGUGUAUUCUGCUGGCAUUUGGCACAAUGCAGUUUGUUGUGCAGCUUGCGGAAUGGCAUUAUUCCUCUUGCCCAUGAUCUUGUUUCCCUUUUACAGCAGUGAUAGUAGUCCCAUGGUUUUGAAUGUACCCCCAACCUCACCUUUGUUCGGUUAUUUAGCUCCUGGUGAUGUUAUUCUGUCAGUAGAUAAUGUAACCAUCAGAAAUGCACAGGAAUGGUUGAAGCUUAAUACAUUGACAUAUAACAUUAAGCUUAAUAAUGUAAAUGUUUCUCAGCGCUCCGGAAACUUGGGGGUUAUCAACAGAAUGAAAGGUUACUGUGUUCCCAGUUUUAUGAUGGAUGAAAGCAAAAUUACUGAAUUGCUGGAAAAUCAACAUGCUUGUCCCAGUGAACUUACUGCCUUUGUAAAAUCUUUAUGCUCUGCUAAUGUUACACUGGAUGAUGGUCAGAGCGAAACUGAUCUUUUGAACAGAGGAUGGAAUAUGUACUGCUUAAAUGCUAAAGAUGUUGUCAAACGCUAUAGGUGUGGUGAUGACUGGGGACUAGCUAUAACCAAGGGAGGUGGCUGUACGUGCUCUCAGGAUGAAUUUUGUUUAGCUCCAGUUCAGGAGCCUGGAUCGGUAUGGGUUGAGAUUGCAUAUUCAAGGACUUCUCAUGAAUGUUUGUCACAUGUACAAAACAGAUUUCCAUUUUCUGAAACUUCUGGUGUUAAGGAAACUAAUUGUGGUGGUACUUUUAUUUUUGUUGGCGAUGUCAUCUCUAUGGCACAUUCGAUUCAGCUAACAUCAUAUCAGCCUCGCUGGGGACCACAAAUUGUUGCAUAUUUUCCAAAUUUACUGGAAAGGAUUUUAAUAUGGACAUUUCAUGUCUCUCUGGCUCUGGCUCUUCUCAAUGGUUUGCCUGUCUAUUUUCUGGAUGGUGAAUCUAUUUUAGAUGCAACUUUAUCCCACUUUACUUCGUUAAGCCCAGGGAAGAGGAAGAAGGUUCUUAGACUAUGCCUUCUUGGUGGGUCAGUUAUUUCUAUUAUUGUCUGUUUCCGGGAACUCCUUUAGUUGUCUUUUUUUAUUUUUACUUCAUUUUCUUAUUAUUAUUUGUAAGGAGUAUGGGAACAGCUCAAUCAACUUCACACACUGAAAAUCAGGAAACUUUUAACAGAACAUGAUAUUUAGCAAUCCAAUCUUUGAAUUAUUAAGUAAUUAAUAUACUAAUUCAUAAAUAUUUUAUACUGUA